Messenger RNA from Dendronephthya gigantea, 2145 nucleotides. RefSeq names its product zinc metalloproteinase nas-30-like. Gene Ontology annotation, cellular component: membrane. Bases 133 to 2145 code for a protein of 670 amino acids. The transcript is spliced from 14 exons. NCBI's taxonomy places the organism in Eukaryota, Metazoa, Cnidaria, Anthozoa, Malacalcyonacea, Nephtheidae. The record is from RefSeq and is a predicted model, not a curated record. Gene Ontology annotation, biological process: proteolysis. Gene Ontology annotation, molecular function: zinc ion binding; metalloendopeptidase activity.
AUAAAACAGUUAGUUCAGCCCGUGAGAACUUUGCAUCGAUUCACGUAGGUUAUGCUAAUUUAGUGAAAACGGCGCUGUUCCAGGCUCUUUCUAUUUACUUUAGUUUUUACAAACGAUUCCCGCCCCAGUGCUAUGGAUAUGAUUCUCGCGAUUAACACCAGAACUCCGGUUAGGCGGAGAUUACACAAAGAGACUGGGGAUGACGGAGAGAGGGUGAAACGAAUGAACGUAACAAAGUUUUCAAACGGCACCAUGGUUAUCACCAACACGAGCGAGGUGUUAAACGGCACAGACGUUUUGAUACAAGCCAAUUUAGAGCAAAAAGUUGCAGACAAUUUGCUGGAAGGCGACAUAUUGUUAGACCCGAGGGAUCCUGACGAUUUUAAGAUACUGAAACUCAUCAAGGAGGAAAAGAAAGAAGAGGCGGAACACAUCUUUGAAAAACGACAAGCAAUGCGACAAUUGAAACAUUUGUGGCAUUCAAGAGUUGUGCCUUAUGAAAUUGAUCCAUCACUUGGCGAUGAGAGUUCGAUUCGUGUUAUUCAAACCACAAUUGCUAUGUUCAACACAAAAUCUUGUGUGAAGUUUCUACCACGCCGAGGAGGAGAAAGGAAUUGGGCAAGGUUCAUUAAAAAUGAUGGGUGUUCUUCGGGUAUUGGACGAUCAUAUGUUAGACCUGGCUGGCAGCAAAUCUCCAUCGAUGAAGCUUGCAAACACCCGUCUAUAAUCAUGCAUGAAAUGCUUCACUGUGUAGGCUUUUUUCACGAGCAAAGCAGACCGGAUCGGGAUCAGCAUCUAAAGAUUCUUUGGGAAAAUAUCGGUGAAAGGGAAAAAAGUCAGUUUCAAAAGUAUAGUCACGGUGAGAUCGACCAGUUUGGAUACAACUAUAACUACCAAAGCAUAAUGCAGUACGGAAGAACUGCAUUCUCAAAGAAUAAUAAAAACACGAUGGAGGCAAUAUCCGAUGCAAAUAUGAAAUUAGGAGGAGAUUUCAUGACUCAGGAGGAUAUUAAUGAACUGAACACGCUGUACGACUGCGGAACGACCUCGUUCAAUACUUGGACAAGUUGGAACACAUUCUCCGAGUGCGAUGAAGCUUGCUACAAAAGUAGACAAAGAUAUUGUUUUGGAGCCAGCCCAACGUCUUGUGGUGGAAGCCCCAAUCCUUACGGUGUCGAGUCUGAACGGAAAAAAUGCUCGGCUAAUGUCUGCCCAGCUGCGAUCCAUGGGCAUUGGGGAGAGUGGUCUCCGUACGGGCCAUGCAGUAAGACUUGUGACGAAGGUGUUCGAAAGCGCACAAGAGAUUGCGACAAUCCCCGUCCAGAACAUGGUGGAAACCCGUGCUCUGGGAUGGACACCCUGACUGUUCUUUGUGUCAGACCUUCGUGCAGAAGUUCGUUAGGACCGUACGAUGCAGAUUUUCGAGACAAUCAUUUGGGUGAGCUGUGGAUGAACGAUAUUUACGACACGCCUCAAUUCGACUGGAGGACUCACAGAGGAGAAACCCGCACAGAAAAUACUGGUCCCUCUACCGACCAUUUUGGAUCUGAUGGCUAUUAUCUGUACGUGGAGUCCUCAAGUCGUGUGGCUGGUGACAAUGCUCGCCUGUACACGUCGAAGUACCUUCCAGCGACAGAAGGAACAUGCUUCAGUUUUUACUAUCAUAUGUUCGGUCACACUACAGGCACACUAACGUUGUCUAUUCUUCCUAAAGAUUCUCCUGGGAUUGAUAAAUUGUUUACUAAAUCUGGUGAACAGGGAAAUAGCUGGCAUUUUCAGAGAGUGGACGUGAAAUCUUCUACACCUUAUCAGCUAAUAUUUGAAGCUACGGUGGCCAAUGGCGAUUACUCUGAUAUUGCCAUCGACGACUUAUUUUUCAAGGAAGGCGACUGUGAUUGCCAAAACAACUAUCGGAUGUGUGAUACCUGGGCGGCAAGAAACGACUGCACUGUGUCUUAUGAUUUUAUGAUGAAGAAUUGCAAAAGAGCUUGUAAUUUCUGCUCCUGUGUUGACAAGCAUGCAAAGUGUAAAUCAUGGGCGAAGACUGAGUGUAAAAGAACAGCCAAAUACUCAAACUGGAUGGAUGCUAUGUGCCCUGUCACCUGCAAGAGAUGCGGGAAACUAAAUAAAGGGAAAUUAAAAUAA